This is a messenger RNA of Malassezia restricta, 3030 nucleotides long. RefSeq names its product PPR repeat containing protein. The record is from RefSeq and is a predicted model, not a curated record. Gene Ontology annotation, molecular function: protein binding. The transcript has a single exon. NCBI's taxonomy places the organism in Eukaryota, Fungi, Basidiomycota, Malasseziomycetes, Malasseziales, Malasseziaceae. Bases 1 to 3030 code for a protein of 1009 amino acids.
AUGACGAGCCCCCCGGUGGGCUUCUUUACGUCCGCCGUCUUCACUCACCAUGCCUUGCAGUGGCUGUGGAACUACACAGUCGAGUUCCAUCCACCGCGGUGGUGGCUGGCGGGGCGGUGGCACGCUGUCAAGCCACAGCAGCUGGUCUACGCCCCCCUGGCGUGGCGGCCGUACAAGAGUGCUCGUCCACCCCGCGGCCGCGCCUUUCAGCAUACAUUCAAAGAAGUAACUGCAUCUCCUCUUGAUGCUGUGCAGAAGCGUCGCACGGCACGGCGGUCCUAUCUCUCGCAUGUGUCGCAAGUCGUCUACACGGCCCUGGCUUCCGACGACUCGGCACCGGACGUGCCUACCAUGUACCGCAUUCUCGAUCUCGUCGACUCGUGCAUGUACACAGUCACGUCGCAUGAAGAACACACACAGCUGCGCCGGUUUGUCGGAGAGCGUCUGUGGCCAUACCGCGCGUCAGAGACUAUGGCCAUCGAACUCCUAGCUCUGCGGGGCGAUACAUCCGCGGCCCUCACCCAACUUGACGCACUUCUCGCGCAUCAUGCGCCGCAAAUGCGUGCAUUGCAGGCCCAAUCCCUUCGUGGCCAACAUACCCGUCAGCGCCAAAAAGAUCCGGUCGUGGACGACUUGUAUCGCGCCGCCAGCGCUGUGCUUUCGUCCCUCGAAACGGCCUGUAUCCACGCCAAGGCUGCCGCAGCGCCGUACGAGGAUACGAUCGCGACACACUUUGCCACGUGGCUGUGGACACAUCCCCGGCUCCUAGCAAUGGCGCAGCCGCCGUUCCCGCGCGUCGUCAAGGCUGUGUACACGCUCUUGUCAUCAGUGUCGGACGCGCGCGCACAACUCGAGCGGAUCGCAUCCUUGCCUUGUUCGGCAGAUGCGCGCUCUCACCUGGCCAGUGUCCUUUGCUUGGCAUUUGCCAACCGAGGCGCGGCGCAGCAGAGCGCCCAGCUCAUGGCUGAUGUGCUGGCACACGGACUCGUGCCUCAUGAGGGUGCGAUGCGCCGCGUGCUACGCACGGCUGCACCCCUGCGCGAGCGCAAUGUGGUGCAGCCUCUAGUCGAGUGGCUCGUCGUUCAUGGCACGUCGACAGCAUCGUUUCGGUGGCUCGCUACGUACUAUGCUGAGCUGGGCGAUGCGGAGUCGAUGGAGCGUAUGCUCAAGCACGAGCCAGAGGAUGUCGUGCGCGAUCGCGCACGCCUUAUCUGUGCGGCGAGUCGCGGCGACGUGCCUGCAGUGCGCUCCUAUACCGGCCCAGGUGCGCCUCGCACCGAAGAACACGCGUUUUGGCUGCUCCGUGCCUUGGUCCGCCACAACGACGUGUGUGGAGCACGUGAUGUGUUCUGGGAAGCGACGCAGCGCUUUGCCUCGGAGCGCCUGUAUGGCGAGAUGGCUCGGAUGACCGCGCGGCUCGGACGUACGGCGGAUGCCUUGGACGUCGCCGCUCAGCUGCAGGGUGCGGGUAUGGCAUGCUCCGUGAGCACUUUGACGUACCUUGUGCAAGCGCUGGGCCAUGCAUGCCUGCCAGAACGGGCGGCCGCGCUCAUUGCGUGGCAGCGGGCGCAGGGCAUGCGGCCGCCACUGCGCGUGUAUACCGCGCUUAUGACGGCGUAUAUCCGCGCUGGACACUAUGUGGCUGCGCAGGGCAUUUUUGCGUGGCUUGAAAAGCAGCCCGAGGCUGCGCUGCGGCCUAACACGAGCGCGUACAAUACUUUGCUCAAGGCGUGUGUCCACAAAGGCACGCCGGUCAAGUACAUUGUGCCAUUCUUGCUGGAUAUGCGCCGUCGUGGCCUCGUGCCAGACGCGCGCACGUAUGCCCUCGUCAUGCAGAGUGCAUGCGAUAGCGGACGCGUGCUCCUCGCCGAACACCUCUUCCAACUGGCCGACGACACACUCACGGGUGGUGCGACAUUGGCGCUGCACACGAUUCUCUUGCAUGCGUAUUUGCGUCACAACAACCACGAACGUGCACGUGCGAUGAUCGAUCAGCUUGAACACCGUGGCAUUCAGCCGUCGCAUAUCACACACGCGAUCCUCGUGCACAGCUAUGCCCACGGGACCGAAUCGCACUUGGCCAUGGCGCAUCAGCUUGUCAUGCGUCUGCUGGACGAGCCGCAGGAACGGACGUGGGAGGUGCCGGUGCUUGAGCAGGGCAUGCGCUGGCAUCAUCUUCUCGUGCCACUUAUUGAUGCGCACGGCAAACGCGGUGAUGUGUGGGAGGCUGAGCGGCUGUUCCGCCGCCUCGUGGACAGCGGCGAGCCAUUGUCUCCACAGGCGCUCACCGUGCUUAUGAAUGCCUAUCGCGCCGUGGGCGACGUGAACCAAGUCUUGCGUCUGUGGGACGAGCUGUACGCUACGCUGGUGAUGCGGGCUGCUUCCGACGCUGCUGCGGCUGAUAUGCUGGCAGGCCAAGCCACCGGCACGCCGAGCAUCGGGCCGUUCCAGCGCAAUAUGCUCUGUAUUCCCUUGUCGCUCGCUAUCGACACGGCCUCGCGGGCCGGGCGCCACGAGCGUGUGGCCGAAAUAUGGACGCGUGCUAAGCGCGACGGCCUGUCGUUUGACGUGCACAACUACAAUCAUUUAUGCCGCGCGCUUGUGCGGGCAGAUCGCCUCGGUGACGCGCUGCGCAUCGUCGAACAGGUCCUGCCCGAUGCGCCGCCCAAGUCGCAGCAGACCGUGGUGACGGACGACGAGGCGGUGCGUCUGUAUGCUGCGGACCCCUUAUACCAAUUCGCCUCUGUCGACGAUGGACGCACACCCGGGCCCACGGACCCGCCCAACCGACGCAUGGAUCGGGCCAUGCCGGUGGCCCAAAUGGACGAACCUGCACGGGACAUGGUGCACCAUGCGAAUCUUCGUGCGCCGCGUGACUCGUGGUUCGCCUCGCUUCGCACGAUGCGCGCGAUUCACGAGGCGCUCGAAAAGCAGCGGCACUUGCGCGAUGCACUCCUGGCCGCGUUUCCCCGCGCCGCACAGCGCCUCGAGGCCUGCCGACCCUACUGGGAGGCCUCGCCCUCUGUAUAG